CUUAUAGUAUUUCCUAAGAAACGAAUUAGCUUAGGAAGCAAAAGGAUUGUUAACAAUAUGGCGGAUUUGAAAGAUGAACGGGGAAACCCAAUCCAUCUAACCGACGCAUACGGAAACCCGGUUCAGCUCAGCGAUGAGUUCGGUAACCCCAUGCACAUAACCGGUGUCGCCAGCACUGCUCCUCAGUACAAGGAUAGUGUUACCGGUAACAUCGCAGAGUAUCCAACCGAAGCACCACCAGCAGGAGUCGCUGCAGGCACCGGUGCAGCUGCCACCACGGCCGCAGGAGUCACUACUAGUGAAACCACCACGGGGCAGCAACACCAUGGUUCGCUGGGAGAGCACCUUCGUCGGUCAGGAAGUUCAUCAAGCUCUAGCUCGGAGGACGAUGGACAAGGAGGAAGAAGAAAGAAGAGCAUAAAAGACAAAAUCAAAGAUAAGCUCGGUGGCGGUAAGCACAAGGAUGAACAAACGCCCAGCACUGCCACAACUACUGGACCCACCACCACAACCACCACCACCACCACCACUGGAGCCGCAGCCGACCAACACCAUGAGAAGAAGGGCAUUCUCGAGAAGAUCAAGGAGAAACUCCCCGGCCACCACAACCACCACCCGUGAAAACUCUGAAGUUGUGUUAGAUUAAUAAAUCACUUUUUACCAAUGUACAUAGUUUCUUCUAUCAAUUAUAAAUGUCUGUCUAGUAAAAGUCUACUUGAUUUCUGGUUCAUAAUGGUUUCCAGUUUGUGAGCUUGUAUCUUGUUCAUGCCUUCAUUUAUAAAAUAUUGCAUGUUUUGUUA
Molecule: messenger RNA, 800 nt
Organism: Raphanus sativus (radish)
Lineage: Eukaryota; Viridiplantae; Streptophyta; Magnoliopsida; Brassicales; Brassicaceae
Product: late embryogenesis abundant protein
Exons: 2
Coding region: 58-621 (187 amino acids)
Biological process (GO): response to water
Source: RefSeq, a predicted model, not a curated record